Messenger RNA from Arachis stenosperma, 2959 nucleotides. Its product is annotated as receptor-like protein kinase FERONIA. The coding region runs from base 310 to 2745 and encodes 811 amino acids. Gene Ontology annotation, cellular component: plasma membrane; plasmodesma. The transcript is spliced from 2 exons. The record is from RefSeq and is a predicted model, not a curated record. Gene Ontology annotation, molecular function: transmembrane receptor protein tyrosine kinase activity; ATP binding. Gene Ontology annotation, biological process: protein autophosphorylation. Lineage: Eukaryota; Viridiplantae; Streptophyta; Magnoliopsida; Fabales; Fabaceae.
GACGAGAGAGAAACAUCAAAAUUUGACCUUUUCAAAGCUGAUGGAAGCCAACUUCCUCAUGGGUUCCGAGAAUUUUCCCUUGCCUUGCAACUAUCUAAGUAUUAAAAGCAGCUUAUGGAAAAACCUAGAUAGAUACAUAAAACGAAGAAAAAAUAUACUGUAUAUCGUAGCGCACAAGUAUGUGGAAGUUGCGAAACAAAGAAGUUGCCUGUAGCGACGCACCACUGUUGCGGCUCCUCCCAAGAUGAAACAAAGUUCAAUGGUAGGAUCUGGGUCGGAGACGACGUUAACACCAUUAUUCCACACAAUAUGCAACCAUCGGUCACAGCAGAAGCUCCCAACUCUGUUUCCGUUGACGCAGUUCCAUUUGUCUCUGCACGCUUUUUCCGUUCCAAAUUCACAUACUCCUUCCGUCUCAAAACUAAUGGCCCAAAGUUUGUUAGGCUUCACUUUUAUCCCACAACUUAUAAUGAUAACUUUGAGGCCUACAACUCUCUUUUCUCUGUUACAGCAGCAGGCUUCACCCUUCUCAAAGACUUCAACGCUUCGCUUUGGCUUCUUAGCGACACGAAGACAGUCUCCAUAGAAUUCUGCAUCAACGUUGAAUCUGGUGAGAGACUCAACAUAACCUUCAUUCCCAGCACAAAUCAUCAUAAUGCUUAUGCUUUCAUCAACGGGAUCGAGGUGGUGUCCAUGCCUCCAUUUCUAUAUUACACAGAUCUAUCCAACGACACGGGGUUUGAGCAAGUGGGUAGUGAAGGGACCUUACCCUACCAGCUUGGAAGUGGAAACGCUCUGGAGACACUUUACAGAAUCAAUGUUGCCGGCAUUCAGGUUCCACCAAGUAGUGAUACUGGAAUGUUCCGGGAUUGGGAGACCGAUUAUCCGGGCUACUUGGAGAAGAGGUAUCCUCAUAGCGAAGAAGACAUCUAUGGAAAUCUGACAAUAAACUACUUAGAUAACAAGGUUCCAAAUUACAUUGCACCGGAACCUGUAUACAAAACUGCUCGAACUUACGGUUUUAAUGCGACUGAAAAUUAUAAUGUAACUUGGAACUUCCAAGUAGACUCACAGUUUCUUUACAUGGUCAGGUUACAUUAUUGCUCAUGGGACGAAAAUAUCCAGACAUAUGGAGAUUUGGUUUUCCAGAUCUUUAUUGCUGAUAUUAUGGCUGAGCAAGGCUUCAGUGUGAUUCGCUUGACAGGCGGUAGACUUGUUCCUGGUCAUAAGGACUACGCUGUGUUCAUUCCUGGCAAAAAUGGAAUUUCCGAGAAGCUUAUUCUUUCAAUCAAGCUGCAACGCAUGCGACAGGGUCAUGGAACUAGCAUCAGCGAUGUCCUAUUGAAUGGAAUCGAGAUUUUCAAAAUAAGUGACGGUAGUAAUAAUCUCGCUGGACCCAAUCCCGACCCAGUUCUGUUUUUAUCUCCCAAGUCGCCACCAUUCCCCCAAUCUUCUAAAACAUCAAAGGAAAAAAUCAGCAUAGUUGUCAUUAUUGCUGUGGUUGCAGCAGUAAUUAUAUGCCUCAUGCUAGCAUCUAUUAUUGGAGUCAUCAUUUUCAGGAGAAGAAGGAGGAGUUUUGGCAAGAAAGGAAGCACUAAAAAAGAAGGGUCGUCGUCACUGCCAUCACACCUCUGCCGCUACUUUACAAUCGCAGAGAUCAGAGCUGCCACAAACAACUUCGACGAUGUGUUCAUCGUCGGAGUUGGAGGGUUCGGCAACGUUUACAAGGGAUACGUCGACGACGGUGCAACCCCCGUCGCCAUCAAGCGUCUCAAACCCGGUUCUCAACAAGGAAUCACCGAGUUCCUUAACGAGAUCGAUAUGCUUUCCCAGCUCCGGCACCUUCAUUUGGUGUCCCUCAUUGGUUACUGCAACGACGGCGUAGAGAUGAUCCUUGUCUACGACUUCAUGCAACGUGGCACUCUCCGCGAGUAUCUCUACGGUUCAGAUAACAACCCUCUUCCUUGGAAGCAGAGGCUCGAAAUCCUAUUGGGCGCAGCAAGAGGGCUGCAUUAUCUCCAUGCAGGUGCGAAGCACAAUAUCAUCCACCGUGACGUCAAGAGCACAAAUAUCUUACUGGACGAGAAAUGGGUGGCCAAGGUUUCCGACUUUGGAUUAUCCAAAGUAGGACCCACCGGGACUUCCCAAACCCACGUCAGCACCAUGGUUAAGGGUAGCCUUGGGUAUUUAGACCCUGAGUACUACAAGCGUCAACGCUUGACUUUAAAAUCUGACGUGUACUCUUUCGGUGUGGUCCUUCUUGAGGUAUUGUGUGCGAGGCCGCCUUUGAUCCGCAACGUGGACAAGCACAAGGCCAGCUUGGUUGACUGGGUAAGAAAACUGAAUGAUCAGGGCAAGCUCGAUCAUACGGUGGAUAUUUUCUUGAAAGGCUCAAUCACGCCAGAGUGUUUGAAAUGGUACGGUCAAUUGGCGAUGAGUUGUUUGCAUGAUGAUGGAAAUCAACGGCCAUCGAUGAAUGAUGUGGUGGGGGCACUCGAGUUUGCAAUGCAGUUGGCCGAAGGCGACAAAGAUAAUAGUUUUGGUGGGGCCCAAGAUAAGGAAAAGGGCGCGGAGAGCCCGUUGAUACCGCAGCUUACGAGUGAUGAAGGGAGUGACGUGCUUUUUACUAGUGAUGAAUCCGGGACCAAGGAUAGUAGGGUCACCACGAUUUCGGGUAGUAGUGAGGAACGUGCUAUGAUUUCUGGUCUGGUCUUCUCUGAAAUUGGAGAUCCAAGAGCAAGAUAAAAUCUACUACUUGUUUCAAUAAUAAUGCUGAUGGGAAUUGUCCUUGUUAAAUAUAUACAUAGCUAGGUAAAAUGUUGUGUUUGUUAUUGUUGUAAGUUAGAAUCUUACUUUCUGUUAGAGAAAAUUUAAAGGCCAGCAGAUUUUGUGUUUUUUAGCCAUUAAUUAGUUAUAAUAAUAUUUUUAAUGGUGUGAGAUUACAUCUAAUAGUAUAGAA